AAUCAAUUUUUACUUUCACUGCAAAGAAACUCUGGCGAAGACGAACCCCGAACCUGCCUCAUCCCGCGCUCACAGGCACGUUUCCUUGCACAGCAGCCCACACAGGUACCAGUCGCACUUGACUGUUACACUACUCAAGAACCCGUUCUGGCCACAUGAGCUGCUAUUAAAGCACUCGCUGAACAGAAAUCCCGUGCUGCCCCCGUCGAUGAAAUUCACGACGGCUGGCGGUCCGCAGACCGCUGUUAUACUUCAGAACUGCACGAGUAGCUUGAGUACUCAUAGCGAAGCCGAGCGGCCUCCCAUCGAGAAUUGGCAGCUGCAUGCGAGGCCCUCGCGCCGGCAGGCCUCGCGCCACGCACUGCUAGCGUCAUUAUCGUUGUCGAAUGCAUCGUCAUUGGCUCGUGGAUCAACCCGAGGCGGGGGCUUUGGCGCAGUGGGCGCUGUGCUCGGGAGCGUGACGGGCUUUAACCUUCUGUUUCACAGGGAUGCUGGUCUGCGGAAGACAUUCAACUCCAUUGACCUGGAUGGCAAGGGCCACAUCACGGAGAAGGAUCUGGAGGCGUUUGCCAACCGCAACGGGCUCCCGGGCAGCUACGCGCAGCACUUUGUGAGCGCCGUGUUGUCUAGCCACAACGGCAGCACGCAGACAAGCGCGCAGCCCACGGGCGCCGGCAAGCUGCGGGGAGGCGGUGCCGCGGAGGACGUUGAUCACUCGGAAGAUGUGGAGCUCACGUUUGCGCUGUUCAAGAACUUCGUACGCAGCCGGGAGGACGCGUUGCGGCGGGCCUUCAACAUGUUCGACCAGGACGGCGACGGGCGCAUCUCGCUGGGCGACCUGGAUGCCACGCUGUCCCGCGUGGCGGUGUGCUGCCCCAAAACCCGCUGCAUCUACCGCUGCCGCUCGCACAUGGCGGAGCGCCUGCACUCCAAAGUGGCGACCGACCACGGGUCUCUGGGUUUCUCGGAGUUCCGUGACUUCUUCCUGCUGCUGCCGCAGCAGGACAUGCUGGUCGAGUACUGGGUGGCGGCGGGCGCGGCGCCCGAGCUCAGCGACAAGCUCAGCGUGGCGGGGCGCACCGGAGACGAGGGUGGUGCCAAGGGCUCGCCAUGGGGCCACUUGCUUGCGGGCGCCAUCGCGGGCGCCACCUCUCGCACCGCCACGGCGCCGCUGGAGACGCUGCGGCUGGCGGCCAUGGCCGGGCAGCUGCAGAGCAGGAGCCUGGCGCAGGCCGCCAGCGACAUCGUGUCCAGCCAGGGCUGGCGCGGGCUGUACCGCGGCAACGCACUCAACGUGCUGCGCUCGGCGCCGCAGAAGGCCCUGGACUUCUUCGCCUUUGACGCCUUCAAGCGACUGCUGGGGGACGACACGCACGCCAAAACCUUCCUGGCGGCGGGCCUGGCGGGCUGCACCAGCUGGGUCGCGCUGUACCCGCUGGAGGUGGUGCGCAGCCGCGUCACGGUGGCCGCGGCGGCGGCGGCCGCUGCCGCCAGCGCCGGCGCCACCGCUAGCGCCAGCACUGUGGCUGCGGUGCGGGCGGGCGGUCUGGCGGGCGCGGGCGGUCUGGGUCUGGUGGACUCGCUGCAGGCCAUAGUGCGGCGGGAGGGCGCGGGUGCGCUGUACAAGGGGCUGGGGCCGUCCGUGGCGGCCAUAUUCCCCGAGGCCGCCAUCACCUACGGCCUGCACGACGCGCUGAAGAAGGCGUACACGCGGCUGACGCACGAGGAGCCGGGCGUGGCGCCCAGCCUGGCGUUUGGCGUGCUGAGCGCCUUCAUGGGGCAGCUGGUGUCCUUCCCGCUGGAGACCGUGUCCCGCCGGCUGCAGGUGGCGCACGGCGUGGGCGGCGCCUCCGGCAUGGUGACGGUGGUGAGGGGGCUGCUGGCGGAGGGCGGCCCGGCAGCGCUGUACCGCGGCAUUGGCGCCGCCACGCUGCGCCUGGUGCCCAUGGCGUGUGUGUCGUUUGGCACGUACGAGGCCGUGCGUGCGGCCAUCAUGGCGUGGGAGCAGCAGCAGGAGGAGCGCCAGACGCGGCAGCUGCUCACGUCGCGCUGCGUGCCGCUGGUGCUGCACGGGCCAAACGGAGACCAGGAGGUGGUGGGGCGGCUGUGCACGCCGGCGGGAUCCACCAUGCCCACGCUCUGCUCCACGCCCGCUUCGCGCGCCGUUGGCGGCGGCUGCAGCGGCGGCUCCACAGGCGGUGUGGGCGGGGGCGGCGCGCCGGGCGCCGUGGCGGCUGCGAUGGGAGAGCUGGUGGAGGCGGUGCCGGUGUCCGACCCCGCUGCGGCGGCAGCGGCUGCCGGCGUGGUGGUCGCGUCUGCUGUGCCGCUCACGUGUGGUCAGGGCGCGGCGGCCACUUCCAGCAGCGCCUGCCCUGUGACAAUGCCGGCGACGCCGGCGGGUGUCGCGAGUGCGGCUCAGCCAGUGGUGGCGGCGGCGGGCUGCUCGGGCGCGUGUGUCACAGCGGCGGAGAUUGCUAGUUGCGGGACGAGCUGCUGCAAGGCCUCUGCCGCUGACGCCGGCGCCAGUUAGAGGGCAGCCCCGCGUCAGUUGUGGAGCUGAGCAACCUUUGGGGGCGGGAAAGAGGGCCCUUGGUAUAAGGGGCAAAGAGACAACUUAUGAACGGAGCGCAUUUUUAGUUUUAGGCUGUAGAUUUCAGCAUUGGGCACCUCGCUCGCGUCGGUUGCUGGAGUUGUGUCAGCCGCAAGGGUGGGCGCGCUCGGCCGCGCCGACGGGAGAUUAUAUCAUUAGCAGCAUAGGACGCCUGGAGAGCAAGCGCUUGCGUAGGUGUUGGGCAUGGGGUUUGCACGCACAAAAGUGCUUUUGAGAAUCGGUUGGGUUGCGUUGCGUUGAUGGGAGCGUUGUGCUGCACGGAAGAAUUGGGCGCAUGGAGAAGCCUGCACGAGAGUGAGAAGUCGUGUGUGCUGGGCGCACGUGCCUUGCUUAUGAAGCUGGUGAACUUGACAUCGGGAGAAGAGACCAUGUCUGAGGGGACCGUUUCUAAGGUCCAGGAGGCAGAUCUUGAUGGGUGGUCGUGCUGCUUGAACCCGAAAAUGCCUUUGCUUCCAUUGAGCGGCCGGGCCGGGACGGGCUGCUUCAUGUUUUGCCUGGUGGUGCCAGGAUGACUGCCCGCUGGUGGGGCUUGACUACCGCGCUGUGCGUAAGUUUUUCAGCGCUGCAACUUGCGGCGUCGGGUUAUGCUUCGGCCGGCAAUAGUACUCAAUUGCUAGUUCGCCAGGACCGGUAGGCGCAGAUGGCAUGGCCGCGUCAGCUUGUACUGCUGGCGGGCGCACGUGUGGGGCCAGGGCGGACGGGUGCGGUCGCUGCGCCCCCAGGCGCGAGCCAGGCGUAGGUUGGUUGUUGGGCUGGUGCGGCCUACGUGCCAAGAGGGUAUGUAUGUAGGGUCCAUCGGUGCGUGCAUGUGGUGUUUGCGCGAGUGUCCUGGCAUAAGCAAUUUAUUUCUAGCGUUGCGGCUGUGCAUAGGUGCCUGGGACCUCCGUGUUGCAACCCAGCACCGCUUCGGGCCCGGGUGUACGGUAUGUGUCAUGCUUUGGGCACGAGUCGUGACGCGCACUUGCGUGGGUGCUGCCCCGCGAGGACUUUGCCCGCGCAUUUCUUGUUUGGAGCCGCAUUGGGUUCCUAGAUUUCAGAUCCUGCAGGCGCUAUGCCAGAAGUUGAGUGUGUGUUGAGUUCUGAGGGCGGAGAGGCGGCUAGAUUUGCUCGAGAGACUGUUUCUGACGAGUGGGGACCGGUUGUUACACGUGCAACACGUGAUUGCCACAUGCGCUGGUGUCCCCCUAGGUGCUGAACCUCCUCCAGAGGCCUUCAGCGGGGCAGCGCAUUGCAAAUAAGAACAGCUGGCCGGUGGACACGACGGGCAGACCUGUAAGUCCGCAUGAAU
This is a messenger RNA of Chlamydomonas reinhardtii, 3899 nucleotides long. RefSeq lists its product as uncharacterized. Gene Ontology annotation, biological process: transmembrane transport. NCBI's taxonomy places the organism in Eukaryota, Viridiplantae, Chlorophyta, Chlorophyceae, Chlamydomonadales, Chlamydomonadaceae. The transcript is spliced from 10 exons. Gene Ontology annotation, molecular function: calcium ion binding. The coding region runs from base 209 to 2530 and encodes 773 amino acids. The record is from RefSeq and is a predicted model, not a curated record.